UCGGCGCUGCAAAACAAAACGGCGACUCCUCCGCACUGACGUCCGCCGAGAGACGCGCCGUGCUCCCCGGCCCAGCGGUCAUGGCCACCACGCCUGAAGGCUGCCGCUGUCGGGGUGCGAGGCACCGCGGCGGCGGCGGCGGCGGCGGCGGCGGCGGCGGCAGCAUCCUCUACAGCAUCCUCAAGAGUGACAGAGAGGAGCAACAGCAGCAGCAUGAAACUCUCCACAACUUCCUCCACAGCCACAUAACCUCCUCGUCCUCGUCCUCGUCCGCCGCCUCUUCUGGAGCCUCCGGGCCGGCGUGGCGGCUCCAGGAGCCCAGGCAGCAGCAGCAGCACGCGGCGUGCUCCUGCGGGGCGACGCGGCGCCGCGGCGUCCUGCGCUCCCCGCAGGUGACGUGCAAAGCCGCCUCCGCCAUCCUGGUCAAGACGCUGCGCUUCGUCAAGAACGUGCCGUGCUUCAGGGAGCUGCCCGAGGACGAGCAGGUGGUCCUGAUCCGGAGCGGCUGGGCGCCCCUGCUGGUGCUCGGGCUGGCACAGGACCGCGUGGACUUCGAGACCGCCGAGACCGUGGAGCCGAGCAUGUUGCAGCGGAUCCUCACCGGGGCGCCCCGGAGCCCGAAACCGAGCCAGAGCCAGAGCCAGAGCCAGAGCCAGAGCCAGAGCCAGAGCCAGAGCCAGAGCCAGAGCCAGAGCCAGAGCCAGAGCCAGAGCCAGAGCCAGAGCGAGGCGGCGGCCGGUUCGAGUCCAGGCGCAGGAGCCGGCGUGUCCUUGGCCGACAUCGAAGCCAUUAAAGGCUUCCUGAAGAAGUGCUGGAGCGUGGACAUCAGCACCAAGGAGUACGCCUACCUGAAGGGAGCCGUGCUCUUCAACCCGGACCUGGAGGGUCUUCGCUGCCUGCCGUACAUCCGGUCGCUGCGGCGCGAGGCCCACCAGGCGCUCAACGAGCACGUCCGGCUGAUCCACCGCGAGGACGCCGCGCGCUUCGCCAAGCUGCUCGUCGCCCUGUCCGCGCUGAGGUCCAUCAGCCCGUCGGCGGUGGCCCAGCUCUUCUUCAAGCCCAUCAUCGGCGGCGUCGACAUCGAGGAGGUGCUCAUGGAGAUGUUCUACGGGAAGUAAGGAACCGCAUCCCACUUGAGGUGACCUUGCAGUUGCCCGAUGUACUGGAAGGCCCAGAAAAAGGGAUGAGUGCUCCGAGUCAUCUCAAGCAGCCGCUGUAAUUCCUAGCUUCACUUCUUUGUUACAUCGGCUCUUUUUCGAAAACAAACUCCCUGGAGUGUUGUUUUCCCACCGCUGUUCUUGACACCCUUUCCACGGCGUCAGCUGACCAAACUCGCGCGGCAAAUUUGGCUCGCCAUGCUUUGUUUGGGAACCCGCUGGAAUAAGCACUAACAUUAGGGCAAUGCAAAAUCAGCAUCAAAAUCCAUAUUUAGUACCUCCGUAAAGGCAGAAUGGCGGAUUCACUUCUUUUAUUUGGUGCCAGUGUACCUAAUGAAGUGUCUUGUGUAUGAACCCAAACGAAGUGCCACUCAAGACAACACAAAUAUUCCACGCCAGGUUUUGGAUGGGAGCUGGGAAAUGUUUCCUUUUGAAGAAAACCAUAAUGACAUCUUUCAAGUUAUAUUGUUGGAUUUUUAUUCAGGUUACUGCCGUUUUACAUUUUUCCAAAAAACAACCAAACAAUUGACUGUCAUAAUGUUAUGGCUUUUCCCAUCUGACUAGAGCGUGGCUGCAGGUGCCUAACCCCAACUGACUUUGAGUGAAAGGAAGGCUACACCCUGGACUGGUACAUUAUGUCUUUUAUAAAAAAAAAAAAAAAAAAACUUUAUUGCUAUAUUAUGCAUUUUUUCCCAAAACGAAAUCCAAAUGUAUCAUACAAUACACCAUUCCCCCCCCCCCCCCAAAAUAUAUGAAUUUACAGCAUUGUCAUAAUACCACACCUUAAAAAAUGGGUAUGACAAUCAUUUGAUUUUUUUUCCUUCAAAAAAACUUUAUUAAUAGACACAUGACACUUUCCCCCCCCCCCCCCCCCCUCUGAAAUGUGAAUUUUUUAUUGUCAUGAAAAAUUGACUUAACAGAAUGCUUUAUCUCCCCAAAAACAAAACAUUCAAACUUUUAUUAUUGAGAAGGAAAAAGGAUUUCACUGUCGUAAUAUAUAUAUAUUCUUUUCUUGAAAAAAAGAAAACUUUAUUGUCAUGAUAUUCCAUUUUUUGCUUGACAAAAUAUGGCUAUUGUUACAAUGUGCUAUCUUCUUUUCACAGUUUUAUUGUCAUAAUAUGUUGGAUUUUUGUUUGUAAUUGUUGAAAGUAUGACACUAUUGCGACUUCCCCCCCCCCCCUCCGAGAUUCGAAGUGUAUCGUCAGAUUGCUUUUAUCAUGACACGAUGACAAGCCCGGUGUGUUCGAAAAGCGGGGAAAGAAACUAUUAUUUCAGGCGGGACUAAUAAAGUUGUUUUGAACAGUCAA
Messenger RNA from Phyllopteryx taeniolatus (common seadragon), 2464 nucleotides. RefSeq names its product nuclear receptor subfamily 0, group B, member 1 (gene nr0b1). Gene Ontology annotation, cellular component: nucleus; cytoplasm. NCBI's taxonomy places the organism in Eukaryota, Metazoa, Chordata, Actinopteri, Syngnathiformes, Syngnathidae. The record is from RefSeq and is a predicted model, not a curated record. Gene Ontology annotation, biological process: negative regulation of transcription by RNA polymerase II. Gene Ontology annotation, molecular function: transcription corepressor activity; transcription factor binding. Bases 81 to 1118 code for a protein of 345 amino acids. The transcript is spliced from 2 exons.